UUGGGAGUCACCUUCAGUCGAAGUUCAAACGCGCACCUUCAAUCAUAGAGCGUAAGCAUUACGCAGCACAUUUGGCGAUAUUUGCUUUUUUUUCGCUCUUCGCAUUCUUCACAUUACAAAGCGUUGAAAAUGGGUGAAACCGCUCCGGAAGUCAAACCAGCCUCACCGCCAGAAUGGGUUACCAGUGCCUAUUUGGAGACGAUUUUGCGCAAAUUCGAAGGGGACAAAGAUUUGCACGUCACCGGCAUGGAGAGCACACCGGUUGGUAAACCGGGCGAAUAUUUGGCCAGCCAGCUGUUUCGUGUCACCGUCCAUUACCGUGGAACCAAGCGGAACGAAACGGAUGGUGGGGAGGGUAGUGCUAAAAAAUUGGUGAUCAAAAUUCAACCCGACAAGGGUGUUAUGGCCGACACGAUGGAUGGUACAUUGUUUAAAACGGAACUGAAAAUGUACGGUGAAAUUCUACCCAAGAUGGAACGCCUGCUGGCUGACAAUGAACGUCCAGUGCCGCUACCAAAAUGUGUUCAUGUCAGUGCAACGCCCCAACCCAUCAUCGUUCUGGAGGAUCUUGCACCGGACGGUUGGAAGGGACACGAUCUGAUCGAAAGCUUCGAAGAGGUGAAACCAAUCACGAUCGCUAUCGCACGCUUUCAUGCGGCUUCAUUCUAUCUCAGCAAAAACAAGACAGAUUUUGAAGAGUUCCAAACCGACCUGUUCAAAAACAAGCAUCCCGUGCUUGAAUGGAUGUUUGGCAACAAUCUAAAAGCCUUCAUUGAGUCCCUGCGUACCUGGUCCGGGUGCGAACGGUUUGUGGAGCCGUUCGAGCGUGCCUACGCUGACUAUUGCGAUCGGCUGCACGAUAUCUACUGCUGCAAAACACCCGGCCGGCUGUACAAUGUACUGAACCAUGGCGAUUUUCAUGCUAAAAAUCUGCUGCACCAGUUCAACGACGAGGGCGGUAUUGCCGAGUCACGGUUUCUCGACUUUCAGGCCUGCUGUUGGUCUACGCCCGCGAUCGACCUGUACUACCUGCUGAACAAUAUCGUACACUACAAGGUGAAGGCGGCCCACAAGGAGGAGAUCAUUUCCUUCUAUCAUGCCGAGUUUACUACCGCACUGAAAGCGAUCGGGUACCUGGGCUACAUCCCGACGAUGCUCGAUCUGCAGAUUGAGCUGCUGCGGAACGGGUUCCUUGAUAUUUUGCACUACACCUGCUUCCUACAGUUUCGCUUUUUCGACUUCACCAAAUAUCCCCCGGAAAUGCUUGCCAGCGGGCAGGUGGGUAAUCUGGGGCUGGAGAGUGAGGAGUACCAAACGCUGAUGAAAUCAUUAAUUCCUGGCUAUGUGUACAAAGGACUUUUGGAGUACUUCGUGUUUCGUACAAAACAGCUUCACAGAACAAUCGAACAUAAAACACGCCACUUCGAGGGCCAUGUAUCAGCUGAAUGCAAUAAAGGUUAUCUUGGGACAUAUUUUACCGUACACCUGAAUUGUACACCUUAUACGUUAUAUACUGUUUGGGGCCGUUUGGGGGAUGAUAAGAUACCCGCAAAACGUACACAAUAUCCGGUAUUGGAGAUAAAUAGAAACCCUCGCGAGUUUGAAGCGGAACUUUCCCUUUCGUGUUGCUUUAACUUUUCGUUUGACGUUGGGGCGUACAGUCUGCUUAAGAUACUCGCCCGUGACAGGAUGCAUUUAGCCAACAAGGAUCCAACGACCUGGCUUACCGGUCAGCUUUUCCAGAAGGCGCUGACCCAAUACACCACCGAUCGCGGGUUGGAGGUGGAAGACGUUCAUCUGGCAGUGCAUGGUAACGCUGCCCAGCAGUACGCCAGCACGAUCUAUCGGGCGUGCGUGAGCUAUCGUAGCCGUGGGAAAACGGAAUCGAUCAAACUGAUCGUGAAACUGGUCGCUUCGAAAGUAAACAGCCUAGCGGACGAGCUAACGUUCGACACUGAGCUGAAGGUGUACCGGGACUAUCUGUCGAAGAUGGAAACAAUGCUGGGCGAUGAUGCUAAGGCGUGCAAGUUUGGUCCAAAGCUAAUCUACUCCGCCGACGAUCCAGUGCCGCAUCUGAUUUUGGAGGACUUGGCGAGCCAGCAGUUCGUGCACAGCUGCAAGCUGCUCGAUGUGGACGAUGCAAAUAUUGUGUUAAUUAAAUUGGCCCAAUUCCACGCGACAUCAUACAGUUUAACCAACACUAGUGCGGCCAAUUCUCUGGACGCAUUAAACAACGGGUUGUUUAAACAGAAACCCUCGGAAGGUGUAAAGUUUAUGUUGGAAAACUUUACGCUCUUCGCGGAGGUGCUAUCGCAAUGGGAUGGAUACGAGAAGUAUGCGGAACGUUUGAAGAGCAUUCAACCAACGUUUAUGGAGCGUGGUGCAGCAAUAUACAGGGGCCGUGGGUUCGGAUUCCAUGUCCUCAACCACGGCGAUUUUCAUUAUAAUAAUAUGCUGUUCAAGCUGGACCAAGAUCGUCGAGUGGAAGAUACAGUAUUCUACGACUUCCAGCUCAGCUGUUGGACCACGCCGGCAGUGGAUCUUCUUUACUUUCUCUACUUCAUCUGCAACCGUAAGACGCGUGACUCCCAGCGACAUGCCCUGAUACAGCUAUAUCAUCAGGAGUUUACGCGUACCCUGGACACGGUCGGAUACAUGGGAAAAGUUCCAACGCUGCUGGAUAUAAAUUGCGACCUGCAGCGCGCUGGAUUCCUGGAGGUUGUUCUGGCGAUCUGUUUUGUACCGUUUCUGUUUGCCGAUUACAACCAAACCCUCAAUGUGUAUGGUAACGAGGAGGAGGCCCGUGCGUAUCGUCGCGCACUCUACAAUGGUUCUCAGUUUAAGGAAGUUAUUCUUCCCCUUCUACCCUACUUUCUAUACAAAGGUUACUUAGAUUACCCAAUCGCGAUCAUCUUCAGUCCAGAUAACCUUUCCGAUCGUAAAAGUUUAACAGAUACUCCAUGCGAUCCUGGAAGCACCACCACCACCACCACCACCCAUCGCGACGAUGCGUUGCUGAUUCUGCGCAGCACGCGAUCAGUUGUAAACCGACGGCCAAACAUAACGGUCGCUAGCAACGGCGAACGCGCGCGCACAUACCCGAGUGGACUGAGCAACUUCGCGCGCAAUCAAAACUCGCUAAGUGAUACAACGAUUCGGGAUCGGAACCGGCGCCUCACGAUGGCAUUCAACAAGGAUGAGAUGAACGCACCGAGCUGGAUGAACCGAAGCUUCUUCGAGAAGGUGUUGCGCCAUGCGGAGCGCAACAGUGCGCUAACGGUGGACGAAUUCCGCAUCCUGCCCGGCACCAAGCCGGGCGAUCACUUUGCGAGCGUGAUCUUUCGCGCGAUCGUACGCCACAGCGGAUCGGCGGACGAGGUGUCACUGAUCGUGAAGACGCUGCCCUCCGAGGAGGGCCUGAAGAAGGACAUCCUCAAGGAUGGGUACGUGUUCGAGACGGAGACGCUGAUGUAUACCGUCAUUGUGCCGGCGAUGCAGCGGCUGCUGCAGUCCGUCGGCGAUCACACCGUGCUGGGUGCGAGACUUCUUUAUCAUGAAAAGCUUCCCACCUGGGUCAUGGUAUUUGAAGAUAUCACCAAGCAAGGGUACGAGAUGAAGGUGAAGCAGUUGGAUUUGGAGGAAUCCAAGGUGGUCUUUGCCAAAGUGGCCCGUUGGCACGCGGCCUCCAUGCACCUUGUCGACACGUUGCCGGAAAUGAAAAAUCUUAACAAAGGCGUCUACAAUUUGUUCGAAGAAAAUCAUCAAUUUUUGCAAAUGUGGCAAAGCUGCAUCGCGAUGCUGGCAGGGAUAGUGAAGGAAAUGCCCGGACUGGAGCAAUAUUCGGAAAGAAUCGCCAGCAUAAAGGAGACCAUUUUCAAGCGUGCAUCCGCGAUCUACAACUACGACCCAUCGUCCUACGUGCACGUGCUGAAUCACGGUGAUUGUCACUUCAAAAACAUGAUGUUCAAGCGAACGGAAGGGAAGCUGGACGAUAUUAUGCUGCUCGACUUCCAGCUCAGUCUGUGGGGAACGCCAGCGGUCGAUCUUAUCUACGCGAUGUACAACUCCGUAUCGAUCGACACCCGCGAGGCGCACCGUGACGAAUUGAUCAGUUUUUACCACGAGGAGCUUACCGCGUGCCUGACCAAGUUUGGCUAUCUGCGCAAACUGCCCACCCUGUUGGAGAUACAUUUGGAGAUGCUCAAGUGUGGUCAUUUGGAGUUCCUGCUCGCAGCCACCUUUGUGCCAUUCAUGUGCGUAGAUGCGACCGAAAUCAUGGACAUACCGGAGAACGGUGAAGGAUUCGAGAUGGAUUUUGCCGAAAUCGACAAGAUGAUGGAAAGUUUCAAGAAGUGCUUCCUGCACCCAGUGUACGUUGAAUUCAUUACGAAGAACCUUCCCAAGUUCGCUCACAAAGGUCUGAUAGAUCUGGAGUGACGUUGGGAAGCGAUGUGUUGCAGAGCUUGCGAGUAUUUAAGGGUUAAGUGCAAUUCACCCACCGCAGGAUAGUGAAAAGGAAGCGCACGCCCUAGUCGUACGGGCACAUUCGGUGGUAUUAAGCAAUAAAGUCCAAGGAUGAAGAGAGCCGUCCCACUAUAGA
Molecule: messenger RNA, 4600 nt
Organism: Anopheles coluzzii
Lineage: Eukaryota; Metazoa; Arthropoda; Insecta; Diptera; Culicidae
Exons: 14
Coding region: 130-4437 (1435 amino acids)
Source: RefSeq, a predicted model, not a curated record